Prorocentrum cordatum is the source of this 1263-nucleotide messenger RNA. The record is from the annotation of a GenBank genome assembly. NCBI's taxonomy places the organism in Eukaryota, Dinophyceae, Prorocentrales, Prorocentraceae.
AUGGCGCUCUCGCUCGCCUUCGUCGCGCCCCCCGCGCCGACGGUCGUCCCCAACCCGGCCCUCCGCGCUGCUGCGCCGGAGCAGCCGCGUGCGGAGGGCGGCGCCGCGCUCGGCCCGGCCGCGGGCACCGUCGCCCUCGUGGCGGCCGCGGGCGCCGCGCUGGCGGGGGCCCGCCGCCGCGCCACGGCCAGGAGGGCGAUCACCGAUCUGAACAGCGAUUACAUCCGCGAUUACCCCGUUUACGAGAACGGCGUCAACUUCAUCAACAAGAACGGCGGUGCCACGGCGGUGCCCGGCAGCGAGAAGGCCCUGAAGACCAUGGUGGGCGCCGGCCCAGAGAUCAACGACGGCGAGAUCUGGGACCCGCUCGGCUUCUCCAAGCUGUACGACAGAAAUUUCGACUUCAACAUGGUCAUGACGUGGCCGCACGUGCAGUGGCUCCGCGAGGCCGAGCUCAAGCACGGCCGCGUGUGCAUGCUGGCGUUUGUUGGCAUGGUGACCCAGUCUUUCUUCCAGAUACCGGGUGAGCCGCAGGAGCCGAACUACUGGAAAGCCCUGGACGCCUGCUACGCCGACCCCGUUGGCCGGCUCGGCGUGGUGCAGAUCUCCGUCUUCAUCGCGCUCAUGGAGGGGAAGUACUUCCCAGAGGAUCACGUGCUCCCCGGCUCCGUGCCCCUGCUGUCGGGCGCCCCGGCGCUGGCCCGCGAGGCCCGGCCCGUGGCCACCGCGCCCGCCCUCUGCGGCGCCACGGCGGCGGGCCCGGCCAGGGCGCCCCGGACGCAGGCCAGGUACACCACGCAGACCAUCCUGCCGGCGCUCGCGUGGAUCAAGACGGGCUUCAAGGAGAGCGACCUCGCCCCCACGGAGCUGAGGGCGGUCAACCUCGGCGGCGUCGACGUGCUGGUGGGCAAGACGGAGGCCGGCAAGCUGUUCUGCGUGGGCAACCUCUGCCCUCACCUCGGCACCCCUAUGAGCGAGGGCGCCGACGUCAUCGGCGACACGAUCGUGUGCCCGCUCCACGGCUCGUCGUGGAAGGUCGGGGAUGGCGAGCUGAUCGACUGGUGCCCGUCGCCGCCUAUCAUCGGCCCUCUCACCGGCCUCGUGAUCGAGAAGAAGAAGCUGGCCAUCUUCGAGGCCCGCAGCGGCUUCUUCGGCGGCGACAUUGAGGUUCAGGUCGACACCAACGCGAAGAAGGCCUACGAGGCGGACUACUGGAAGGGCAUCCUGGACGCUCAGGGCAAGAACGACGGCACUUACUAUUGA